Colius striatus (speckled mousebird) is the source of this 1266-nucleotide messenger RNA. Its product is annotated as general transcription factor IIE subunit 1. The record is from RefSeq and is a predicted model, not a curated record. Lineage: Eukaryota; Metazoa; Chordata; Aves; Coliiformes; Coliidae. The coding region runs from base 1 to 1266 and encodes 421 amino acids. Gene Ontology annotation, biological process: transcription open complex formation at RNA polymerase II promoter; transcription initiation at RNA polymerase II promoter. The transcript has 4 exons. Gene Ontology annotation, cellular component: transcription factor TFIIE complex.
AUGGAAGUGCCAAACACCAUCACGGAGGUCCCGGCCUCCCUGAAGCGCCUGGCCAAAUAUAUAGUGCGUGGUUUCUAUGGGGUAGAGUACUCCCUGGCCCUGGACGUGCUGAUCCGCUACCCCUGUGUGAAAGAGGAUGACUUGUUAGAGCUGCUCAAGUAUGAACGCAAGCAGCUGCGUGCCAUCCUCAACACACUCAAGGCAGACAAGUUUGUGAAGACACGUGUGCGAGUUGAAACAGGACCUAAUGGGAAGAGCACAAGGCACAACUACUAUUACAUCAAUUACAAAGUGCUGGUGGAUGUGGUGAAGUACAAACUGGAUCACGUACGCCGGAAAAUAGAAGCAGACGAGCGGGAUUCAACUACGAGGUCUUCUUUUAAAUGUCCAUCUUGCUCCAGCACUUACAUGGAUCUGGAAGUCAAUCAGCUCUUUGAUGUAUUUUCAGAGACCUUCCGCUGCACUUACUGCAACACUGAAGUAGAGGAAGAUGCCUCAGCACUUCCCAAGCGCGACGCUCGAACCCUGCUAGCAAAAUUCAAUGAGCAGAUUGAGCCUCUCUUUGUGCUGCUGCGUGAGAUUGAAGAUAUCAUUCUGCCCUAUGACUUGCUGGAGCCUCAGCCAACAGAAAUACCAGAAUUAUCAGAAAGCUUUUAUCAGAAGGUGGGUUCAAGUGUGAUGGCAUCCUGCAGCAGGCCUGAGAAAUGGGCCAACAGAAGCUCCUUUUUUGGCAAUACAUACACCCAGAACUUAGUUAUUGAAGUCCAAGACUCUGAACCCAAGAAGAAAACAAGAGAAAAAGCAACUAAAGAGCAACCUGUCUGGAUGUCACAGAGCACCGUGGAAGAAGCGACAACAGCUGCCACCAGAGUUGGAGUAAAUGCUGCUGAGGAAAAUAAAAGAAGUGUUCAAGAAGCCAUCACUGAUAAUGAAAUCAUCAAGGCUCUUCUGAUCCAUGAAUCCAAGUCAUCAUCUAGCACAGACCAGGCUCCUGUUGUCAAAACCAAACUGCCUGAAUCAGGCAGUGAUACCAGUGAGUCUGAAGAUGAUGCCAAGCACUCAAGAGCAGGAAUGAAGGUAGCAGACAGCAACUUUGAACAAGAGGAGGAAGAGGAAACACGAGGUCCUAUUUUAAUGGUGGCUGGUCAGCCUCACUCAUAUGGUGAAGUUAGUGAAAACCCAGAUCUCGUGUCACUCAUGACAAAAGAGGAGAGGGAAAUUUAUAUAAAAGUAGGGCAAGAAAUAUUUGAGUCUGUCUUUGAAUAA